This is a messenger RNA of Papaver somniferum (opium poppy), 1044 nucleotides long. RefSeq lists its product as uncharacterized. The record is from RefSeq and is a predicted model, not a curated record. The transcript is spliced from 3 exons. The coding region runs from base 1 to 1044 and encodes 347 amino acids. Lineage: Eukaryota; Viridiplantae; Streptophyta; Magnoliopsida; Ranunculales; Papaveraceae.
AUGAGUAAACUUAAGAGAUUCAAAAUUUGUGUAAAGAAAUGGAACUGGGAGGUCUUUGGAGACUUGAAAAUCAAAGUCAAAGAAACCGAAGAUGAAGUUUUAAAAGCUGCAUUGCUCUCAGAUGCUCAACCAGAAGAUGUAACUCUGCUUAACAGUCUAGUAACUGCAAGAGGAAAGCAUGAAUUGGCAGCUCAACAAUACAAUGAAUUACUAAGAUCAAAGUCAAGAAUAAAAUGGGUGAAAGAGGGUGGUGCAAACACAGAUUUAUUAGUGAAUUAUUUUAAGAAGAAAUUUGAACAUCAGGAAGUUAGUUUUGAAGAAAGUCUUUUUGAUCCCAUUCCCAAGGUAAUAACUGAUGAAUAUAAUGCACUCAUGGAUGCGCUGCCUUCAGCACAAGAGAUUAAAGAUGUUGUUUUUCUAUGGAUCCAAACAGCUCUCCUGGACCUGAUGGUUUUCCAGGUAAUAUCUAGCCAGCAAGGUGCUUUCAUAAAAGGAAGAAACAUCCAAGAGAAAAUUGUGCUUGCUUCAGAAUCGGUAAAUGAAAUAGAUACCAAAAGAAGAGGUAGCAAUGUUGGUUUGAAGUUGGACGUAACUCAAGCCUUUGAUUCAAUGAGUUGGGAAUUCAUUUUUGAAACACUAAAGCAUUUUGGCUUCUCUCAAGUGGGGAUUAAUUGGUUGAAGAUAAUUUUUGAAUCUGCAAGGAUUUCAGUACUUGUAAAUGGAGGGCCAUUUGGUUUAUUUGAAGUGAGAAGAGGACUCAGACAAGGAGAUCCAUUAUCUCCCAUUCUAUUUGUGAUAGCUGAAGAAGUAUUGAGCAGAAACUUAACCAAAAUGAUUCAAGAAGGCUUAAUUCAAACAAUGGUUAAUAGAAAUGGAUGUCAUCCAUCUCACUUAAUGUUUGUAGAUGACAUAUUUAUAUUCUGCAAUGGGCACAAAAGAACAUUGGAUAACUUGAUGGGCUUACUAAUGAGAUAUCAAGCUGCAUCUGGACAAACAGUUAACAGAGAAAAAAGCAAAUGCUUUGUUGGUGGGGUUACUGAAUAA